CGGUAGAUUAGGUGGUUAAGUGUUGGAAUGUUUGAAUAGCAUUACUGCACUACUGGUCCGAGGGGUUGGACCGGCCGAUCCGGUUCUAACAACACUCAUUUUAAGUUGUAAAGAUUGCCCUUUUUUUAUUUUAGGAAAAAUUCACACACACACACACAUAUAUAUAUUUGAUGAGUUGGGACAUCCUGGGGCAUCUCGUGUGUAUUGCCGGCGCAUUUGCUUGGAAGAGGUGGUUCGGGCUCUCCGCGUGAUGCGUAAUGGGAGAGCUGUGGGACCAGAUGAGAUUCCAGUGGAGUUUUGGAAGCAUGCAGGUCGUGAUGCGUGGGUUUGGUUAACCAAACUCUUCAAUGUUAUCCUCCGGACAGCAUGGAUGCCUGAUGAGUGGAGGGAGAGUCUCUUGGUCCCUCUGUUUAAAGGCAAAGGUGACAUUCAGAGCUGCGAGAAUUACAGAGGCAUCAAACUGCUUAGCCACACCAUGAAGGUUUGGGAGCGAGUUAUCGAGUAUAGGGUGCGGAAAGAGGCGGAUGGGGAGUUAGAUGCGGAUGUUGGACAUCGGGUUGGAGUGGCUUGGGCCAAAUGGCGGUUAGCUUCAGGGGUGUUGUGUGAUCCGAAGAUUUCGCCUAGAAUGAAAGGUAAGUUCUAUCGAUCCGUAGUCAGACCUGCUAUGUUAUAUGGGGCAGAGUGUUGGGCGGUUAAGAAGACUCAUGUGCGUCGUCUGCAUGCGGCGGAGAUGCGGAUGUUACGAUGGAUGUGCGGGAAGACAAGGUUGGAUAGGAUUUCGAAUGAGGUUAUCCGACGUCAAGUAGGUAUGGCACCGGUGGAAGACAAGUUGCGAGAAGCGAGGUUGAGGUGGCUUGGCCAUGUGAGACGGCGGGAUGCUGACGCCCCUGUACGGAGAUGCGAGAGGAUUACAGUUAUCGGGGGAAGUAGGGGAAGGGGUAGACCUAAGAAGAAUUGGGAGGAGGUGAUAAGACAGGAUUUAGGACUUCUCGACCUGACUGAGGAUAUGGCCCUAGAUAAGAACCUUUGGAGAACUAGGAUUAGAGUAGCUGGAUAGGAGCUCGAUGUUGUAGAGGUGGAGCCGGGAGUCUCUUGGAAACAGCCUCCCUACUUCCGAGUAGGGGCAAGGUCUGCGUA
Messenger RNA from Cuscuta campestris, 1137 nucleotides. The record is from the annotation of a GenBank genome assembly. NCBI's taxonomy places the organism in Eukaryota, Viridiplantae, Streptophyta, Magnoliopsida, Solanales, Convolvulaceae.